Molecule: messenger RNA, 1674 nt
Organism: Schizosaccharomyces japonicus yFS275
Lineage: Eukaryota; Fungi; Ascomycota; Schizosaccharomycetes; Schizosaccharomycetales; Schizosaccharomycetaceae
Product: tRNA pseudouridine synthase Pus2
Exons: 2
Coding region: 69-1430 (453 amino acids)
Biological process (GO): pseudouridine synthesis; tRNA pseudouridine synthesis; RNA modification
Cellular component (GO): nuclear lumen; nucleus
Molecular function (GO): snRNA pseudouridine synthase activity; RNA binding; pseudouridine synthase activity
Source: RefSeq, a predicted model, not a curated record
GCUUAAACGGACAUUGCAAUAGGGUUUUUACCUACCACAUACCUGUCCGCCUUCUGUUCUCGUUUUUAAUGGAAGAAUCGUUGAAAAGAAAGCUGGAGGAUGCUGGGGAUGUUGUUACCGAUACUGAACUAGUCAAAAAACAGGCAACGGUCAAUAAGGAGCCAAGUUGUCAGAGUAAUGUAGGUCAAGUUAGAAUUGCUGUCCUUCUUGGAUAUUCGGGAACAAAGUAUCAUGGAAUACAACUAAACAAUCCACAUGCAACAAUUGAGCGUGUAGUUUUGGAUGUUUUCCAAGCACUUGGUUUAAUUCGAGAUACUGACGCCGAUCACAUCUCGCUUUCACGAGCUGCAAGAACAGACAAGGGUGUUCAUGCAUUAGGCAAUGUUGUGUCAUUCUUGGUUUCUAAUUUCACCUUUACAGGCAAAGAAUUGGCAACUCGGUUGAAUGAAAAACUGCCGGAAGAUAUUCGUGUAUGGGACGUUUUAAAAGUUCCCAUGUCAUUUAAUCCUCGACUCUGCUGCGAUUCGCGAUUGUAUGAGUAUUACCUUCCUUCUUUUGCUUUGAUUCCGCCGAGAACUACGUGUCAGUUGGGCAAGAAAAUGCAACCCAAUCUUGCUCGCAAAAACUUGCCCGACGAAGAAGCCAAUUUCGUUCGGGAUAUCCAACAAGAAGUAAACACAUUUUGGGAAAGCAUUGACACUGAGUCUAUUCGUUUGAAAGAUGAAUUUGAAAAAGAUCCAGAAUCUUUCCAAAACCCUUAUACGAAAUACUUUCCAGACAAACCUAUUCCGCCCCAUAUAAAACUUCCUGCGACAGUGAAGCUUAAAAAAGCUUUAAAAUGUGUUGAGAGACAUUCUUACAUGAAGUACCGAGUUUCCAGUACCCGACUUGCUUUCUUUCAGAAAGCCUGCGAAGAAUACAUUGGAAAUCAUAACUUCCAUAACUUUACAGUGAACCAGGAUGCCGCUUCUCGCAGCAGCUGGCGUUAUAUUCAUUCUAUCCAACUUGGAAAGCCAUUUGUUUACAAGGAAUGGGAAUGGGUCCCCGUGUUCUUACAUGGGCAAUCUUUCAUGCUGCAUCAAAUUCGAAAGAUGCUCGCACACGCCAUCAUGGUUGUGCGAACUGCAGCACCUAUUUCUUGUGUAACGAAAGCAUUUACGGAGACACCAUUGAAUAUCAGCCGUAGUCCAGGGCAUGUGUUGCUAUUACGAAACCCAGUCUUUUCCAACAUUCCCCAAGAUUGGAAGGACAAAGGUUACGAAGACAUUCAUUUUGACGAGCAUGCCAAUGCUAUGGAAAAGCUUGCAGACACCCAAGUAUUCCCACAGAUGUUUGAAAUUGAGCAAAAGGAGCAAAUGUUUUACAACUUUUUAUCUUAUGCGAACGCUCAUGCAGGUACCCAAUUCGAUUAUCUCUAUGAGGAGUCCUAACGGACAUAUACCAUUUUACAACUUAACGUGCCACUCGACAACAUUUUGGUAAACGGCAGCCUGAAAAUUUUGACAAAUGUUUUACCCUACCCUAAAAAAUACAGUCACAUUUUUGUUUAUAAACUCUGGUCGAAUGUACCAACAACCACUGAAGUAAGGAGGACAAACAAUUUCUAUUGAAUUCCCAAUGUGUAAUGUGGUGGGCAAGUGGUUGAUUAAAACUUAAUUUAAAUUGAAACACCGU